This is a messenger RNA of Ochotona curzoniae (black-lipped pika), 2090 nucleotides long. RefSeq names its product hyaluronidase 2 (gene HYAL2). The record is from RefSeq and is a predicted model, not a curated record. The coding region runs from base 146 to 1567 and encodes 473 amino acids. NCBI's taxonomy places the organism in Eukaryota, Metazoa, Chordata, Mammalia, Lagomorpha, Ochotonidae. Gene Ontology annotation, molecular function: hyaluronoglucuronidase activity; hyalurononglucosaminidase activity. Gene Ontology annotation, biological process: carbohydrate metabolic process; hyaluronan catabolic process. The transcript has 4 exons.
GCCCGGGCUGUGCCUGGGCGAGCGGCCGGAGCGGGCUAGGCUGGCCAGGCCCGGGAUGGCGGUGGCCCUGGCACCUGUCCCCUGGGCACCCGGCGCGAGUUCCUGAGUUGGUGCCAGGCUGGUGGCACUCCCUGCAGCUCCCAGCAUGCAGGUGGGCCCAGGCCCCACCGUCACACUGGCCCUGGUGCUGGCGGUGGCACAGGCCAUGGAACUCAAGCCUACAGCACCGCCCAUCUUCACGGGCCGACCGUUUGUGGUGGCCUGGGACGUGCCCACACAGGACUGUGGUCCCCGGCACAAGGUGCCAUUAGACCUGAAGGCCUUCGAUGUGCAAGCCUCUCCGAAUGAGGGGUUUGUGAACCAGAACAUCACCAUCUUCUACCAUGAUCGCCUGGGCCUGUACCCGCGCUUUGACCCGGCUGGCCACUCUGUGCACGGCGGCGUGCCGCAGAAUGGCAGCCUCUGGGCGCACCUCAAGAUGCUGCAGCAGCGAGUAGAACACUACAUCCGUUCCCAGGAGCCUCCUGGCCUGGCCGUCAUCGACUGGGAGGACUGGCGGCCCGUGUGGGUGCGCAACUGGCAGGACAAGGACGUGUACCGCCGCUGGUCCCGCCAGCUAGUGGCCAGUCGGCACCCAGAUUGGCCAGCCGACCGCAUCGUGAAGCAGGCACAGUACGAGUUCGAGUUCGCCGCUCGCCAGUUCAUGCUGGAGACGCUACGCUACGUCAAGGCAGUGCGGCCUCGGCACCUCUGGGGCUUCUACCUCUUUCCUGACUGCUACAACCAUGAUUACGCGCAGAACCGGGAGAGCUAUACAGGCCGCUGCCCGGACGUUGAAGUGGCCCGCAACGACCAGCUGGCCUGGCUGUGGGCCGAGAGCACGGCCCUCUAUCCCUCUGUCUAUCUGGACGAGACCCUGGCCUCCUCUGUCCACGGCCGCAACUUUGUCAGUUUCCGGGUUCAGGAGGCCCUGCGCGUGGCUCACACCCAUCAUGCCUCCCAUGCACUCCCCGUCUACGUCUUCACGCGCCCCACCUACAGUCGCCGACUCACUGGGCUCAGCGAGAUGGACCUCAUUUCCACCAUUGGCGAGAGCGCAGCCCUGGGCGCAGCCGGGGUCAUCCUGUGGGGCGACGCAGGCUACACCACAAGCACGGAGACCUGCCAGUACCUCAAGGAUUACUUGACACGACUGUUGGUCCCGUAUGUGGUCAACGUGUCCUGGGCCACCCAGUAUUGCAGCACGGCCUGGUGCCAUGAUCAUGGGCGCUGCUUGCGUCGCAACCCCAACGCCAAUACCUUCUUGCACCUCAGCGCUAGCAGCUUCCGCCUAGUGCCUGGCCGUGAACCUGGCGAGCCCCAGCUGAGACCUGAGGGGGAGCUCAGCAGGGCUGACCUUGACCACCUGCAGAAGCACUUUCGCUGUCAGUGCUACUUGGGCUGGGGUGGCGAGCGAUGCCAGCAAGACAAUAGGCGAGUGGCUGGGGGCGCCGCGGAGGUCUGGGCUGGGUCCUACCUCAGCAGCCUACUCGCCCUGGCAGUCCUGGUCCUCCCCUGGACCUUGUAGUGUAGGAGCGGUUCCCCCUCCUGGCAACCAAGCGAGCUGACUUCCACCAUAAGGGCUCUCCAGGACCUUGAGGAGCUUGUAGGGGCGGACAAAUCGGGAGUCUGGCAGGGGCAGAGCCCCAGGGAUGCCUACCAGGGCAUUCAUACCAGCUCUCACCCCCCUGUUCUAAGGGGGAGGGGAAGGCCCCCAGGAAGUCCCUAACCCCUGGCCCCUGGACAGUUUCUUAUUAUUAUUUUGGGGUCUCUUAUAAAUUAAAGACAAACAAUGGCUUCUGUGCUUAUACUUUCUGCACCCCCACCGCAUCAGGGCUUGUGAGAGAAGUCUUGGAGUUUGCCGUGAGGUUGAGCUCAGCUCUGACUCGGUGAACCGCUCAGCUGGGGACUUGCGAUCUGUGAGAUGCAUUCACCAGCUAAGCGGCUGCGGCACAGGCUGCUGGACACACAGGUUGUCACUUCACCCAGCACUCAAGGGCCUUGCCUUCUCUGUGCUGAUUGGAAAGGAGUCAGGCCCAGCGCUAUGCUGC